AUGUCUGACAAACCCGGUAUGGCUGAGAUUGAGAAAUUCAGUAAGUCAAAACUGAAGAAGACAGAAACGAAAGAGAAAAAAAUCCUGCCUUCAAAAGAAACGACUGAAUAG
Molecule: messenger RNA, 111 nt
Organism: Erinaceus europaeus (western European hedgehog)
Lineage: Eukaryota; Metazoa; Chordata; Mammalia; Eulipotyphla; Erinaceidae
Product: thymosin beta-4-like
Exons: 1
Coding region: 1-111 (36 amino acids)
Biological process (GO): regulation of cell migration; actin filament organization
Cellular component (GO): cytoplasm
Molecular function (GO): actin monomer binding
Source: RefSeq, a predicted model, not a curated record